CUUCCCUUGCCGCUAAUAAACUGAAAGCGCACUAAACUAACAAUUCGGCGGACAACUCUCUCUCUCUCUCUCUCUCUCUCUCCCCGCACAGAGUUACUUCCCGCAGUUCUUCAAUGGCCAACGAACAGGACGAAGUUCAAGCUAAUCCUGAGGCUACACCGCUGGCACUUACUUCCGUCACUCAAGAGGCCAUUUCUCCCGGUGACAAACUGCAGUUUCCUUCUUACGCCGCAAAAGACCUGUUGUCGAUUGGAGUAUGCAUUCCCUGCAUCAUUCGCCUAUCUGGCAUUGAAAGGCACAAUUAUUCCUUUUCAUUGUCAGCACCAAUCUUAGGUUCUGAUACGGAGGCAAUUGAGGAUGAUAAUGAUAGAAAUACUUGCUGCUUAUGUUUAGGUAUUUUACAGUUCAGUUACAUUGACGAUAAAGGUGACUUUAUAAAAUGUAAAGGAGUUGAUGAUUUAGCUGUCUCGAUUUCUGAGAUGGUAAAGAAAGAGGGCCAUCAGAUUGAUAGCUUUUCUCUUGAGGUGUCGGUUCCUUCAAUCAUUCUGGAGAAUGAGAAGCGUGUUUGGCUGUAUUUGAAAAGAAAAUAUGGGUCUGAACAGUGGUUUCAAGGCAAGCCUCCUCCUAUAUGUCUUUCAGCGAAGGAUGCCUUAAAAAUCUGUAUAACAAAGCCUCUUGAAACUUUACUGGAUUGCAAAUCUAGUUCAAGUGGCUUGCGCAUCCGGUUAACUUAUAGUCAUCCUAAAGCUUCAAAUGGCAAUGGUAAUUCCAUCAAAAGAAACCAGGAUGGCUUCAAGAUGAGAAAAAUCAUUGGCAGUGAUGAACCCUCGGAUAUUUCAAACUGUAAUGUCAAUUCUGUUGCUGAUGAUUGUAUCAACCCUUCACAAGAAGUUAUUUUUCCUCAAGAAACGAUCAAAGAACCAUGCCAUUUGGCUCUAACUUGUUAUAGAACUUCGAUAUACAUGUUUGGCAGAUAUAUAAAGUAUUCAAGAAAUGUGAGUCAGACACGUUGGGUAAUUGGUGAAGAGAGAAUGGGAGAAGCAUCUGUCGAGGAGAUUCUAGGCAACAAUAUUCUUCCCUUCUGUCGAGGUGAUAGUUACAAGUUCCAUGCUGCCGGUAGAGAGGAUCUCGAUGUUCGAAUGUUGGGUUCAGGUAGACCUUUCUUGGUUGAAAUACAGAACGCACGUCUUCUCCCAUCUGAGAUGAUAAUAAAUGAAAUACAGUCAAAGAUAAAUAGUCCAGAAACUAAAUUGGUUGGCGUAAGAAAUCUGAAAGUUGUAGGCAGCGAAGGUUGGGCCCUGGUUCAAGAAGGAGAAGCAGAGAAGCAGAAGCAAUAUGCUGCACUUGUGUGGACAUCUCGCCCACUCGAGGAUGACGAUUUUUUAUCAAUAUCAUCACUCAAAGACUUGAAAAUUUUGCAAAGAACUCCAAUAAGAGUGCUUCAUCGCCGAAGUCCAUUAGAACGUGAAAAGAUCAUCCACUGGAUGAAGAUUGAGAAGGUUGCUAAAAGUUCUCAGUACUAUCUCCUACAUUUGUGUACUCAGGCUGGAACAUACAUUAAAGAAUUCGUCCAUGGGGAUCUUGGUCGGACUCAUCCCAGUAUAGGAUCUAUUCUUAGUUGCCGAGCUGAGAUUCUUCAACUUGACGUUACGGAUAUAAAAAUGGACUGCCAUUUGGCCGAAUAAAAGAAAGGUUUGGUCUAAGGUUCAUUCAUAGAAGAAGGAGAAGGAUGAGAUUCACUUUGGUGCCCUCACAUGCCCCUCCUCCCCGUCCGUCAAUUUGGUAAUUUCAAAUAGAUUUAUUUGAUUUGAUAAUUUAAAAUUGAUUAACCUAAACUUUUCUUUUCCCCAUUUUCUUGGGGGAAUCAUUGUUGGAGGUCGUAUUGAAUUUAUAAGUGCUAUAAAGGGGAGGGUCAAGACGUACUUUCAAAUUAAGCAAUGUGGCAAUGUAUUGUCAGUAAGGUUAGUUGGUAAACUCCUUUUAUUUUUUUAGACUAGAUUAUGAUAUCUUUCUUUUUGUA
Messenger RNA from Cucumis melo (muskmelon), 2020 nucleotides. RefSeq lists its product as uncharacterized. The record is from RefSeq and is a predicted model, not a curated record. Gene Ontology annotation, molecular function: pseudouridine synthase activity; RNA binding. Lineage: Eukaryota; Viridiplantae; Streptophyta; Magnoliopsida; Cucurbitales; Cucurbitaceae. Gene Ontology annotation, biological process: tRNA pseudouridine synthesis. The coding region runs from base 114 to 1685 and encodes 523 amino acids. The transcript is spliced from 16 exons.